GAACGGUCCAAGCUAGUAUCAGUGCCAGAAUUCACCUGACGCAGUUUAGGUGCUCUUGGCGAAACUAAAUCGAUAAAGACGCGGCGGUCGUGCUUCACACUCGAUGAUUUGCUGCCGUGGGGUAUAGAUUUUCCGACUGCUUUUUAGCUCUUUUAUUGAUGGUGAAACGGGGAAAUUUGGGGACAAAGAGGGCCGAAAAGACAUAACCCGCUUGGGGAAGAAAAUUCGACUUUGUUUGUGUUGGUGGUCGACGGUUCGGGACACGUGUCUCGGAAUUUUUUCAUUUUCAAAAAUAAUUCAGUUUAAUCAAAUUUGAGUUUUGAUGAGCAAAAAAUGACUUGCUGUCAGUCGCCCUAUACGUAGCUUCGGCCCCCAUGACUUAACCCCCGUCCCCCGAUGAAUAAGUCACCCCCCACUGACUGUAAUGGACCAAUCCAAAUGAGUGAAGUGUCUGUGAUAGACAAUAAAGCGUGGAAAUGUUCGGAAGCGAACAACGGCUACCUAAAGCAAAAAAGCGUUCCUGAAGAGUCGCUCCUCGGCUCCACCGCCGUGACGACUGUCGUCCAAGUCUCCGGAGCCGGAACCAAAACCAUGGUGGUUCCCCGGAAUAAACAAGCCAAAGACAAAUGCCUUGUUGCGGCCGUUUUCGCACUCAUCAUUUUCUCUCUAGUCUUACUCUUCAUGGUGUUCAGCACUCGAAACCACCAAUGUAUCGAUAGCAGAAGUAGCGUUUGUCUUACGGAGGAAUGCGUGAGGACAGCGGCGUCCCUUUUGGGGGCCAUGGACCACACGGCGGACCCCUGCGUGGACUUUUUCCAAUACGCCUGUGGUACGUGGAACAAGAAGCACGUGAUCCCCGAAGACCGCAGCUCAAUCAGCACGUUCGAAGUAAUGGCAGACCAGCUCCAAGUGAUCCUGAAAGGCGUCCUCGAGGAGCCCAUUAACCUCGAAGACAACGAGGCGACACGCAAAGCCAAAACCUUCUACAACACGUGCAUGGAUAUUCUCCAGAUUCGGAAAAUUGGGGACGCCCCACUACGGGAGGUUCUGGAGGGGCUUGGGGGCUGGCCGGUGACCAAACCAGACUGGACUCCGCCCAGCUUCUCCAUCGAGGUGCUUCUGGGGAAGAUCAGAGGGGUGUACAACGAGGGGGUGCUCAUCGAGCAGUGGGUGGGCCCGGACGACAAGAACAGCUCAGUUAACAUCAUCCAGAUGGACCAAAUGCAGUUGGCGUUGCCCAGUCGCGAUUACUAUCUUAAGGCGAGCAGUGAGGGAGACAUGACUGCUUAUCACAAGUAUAUGACGAACAUUGCUGUCCUCCUUGGUGCCAAUAAAACUACAGCCAAGGAAGAGCUACAAGAAGUGGUCGAUUUUGAACGAAGACUGGCAAAUGCGUCCUUACCGGAAGCUGACCGCCAUGACACUUCCGCCAUUUACCGAAAACUAACUUUACAAGAAUUACAAACAAUCGUCCCUCAAAUCAAAUGGCUGGAAUACCUCCGUUCUUUCCUCGACGUUGACAUCGACGACCAAGAGCCCGUCGUUGCUUACGGACUUUCCUAUUUCAUCGAAAUGGGAAAAAUCCUCGCCGAGACAAACCAGAGAGUUAUUCACAAUUAUGUCCUGUGGCGUCUCAUUAUGUCCCUGUCGCCUCACAUGAUUGACGAUUAUCAGAAGGAACGCGUCGAGUUUCGAAAAAUUCUCCAAGGAGUGCUCAGUGAGCGGCACCGAUGGUCCCAAUGCGUCGAGUGGACUAAUAAAAAACUUGGAAUGGCUGUUGGAGCACUUUUCAUCAGGGAUAACUUCAAUCACGAUAGCAAAGAAACUGCACUUACGAUGAUACAUACGAUCCGAGAGGCGUUUAAUGAGCUCUUGGCUGAGAAUGAUUGGAUGGAUGACGAAACGAGAGCCGUGGCAAAGGAAAAGGCAGAUGCUAUGAAUGAGAGGAUUGGGUAUCCGCAAUUAAUCACGAACAAGCAGGAGUUGGUCAAGGAGUACGCUGCUUUGAAUAUUACCAAAACCGAGUUCAUUACGAACGUUUUAAACAUUCUAAAAUACGACGCCGAGCAGAAUCUGCAAAAAUUGAGACAGCCAGUCGAUAAAGACAAAUGGUCGACGGAACCGGCGGUCGUUAACGCCUUCUACAACCCGAACAAGAACGAUAUCGUGUUUCCCGCCGGGAUCCUGCAACCGCUCUUCUACAGUCAGCAUUUUCCCAAAUCUCUGAAUUACGGCGGAAUUGGAGUGGUCAUAGGUCACGAAAUAACGCACGGUUUCGACGAUAAAGGCCGGCAGUUUGAUAAGGAUGGGAAUAUGAUGCAAUGGUGGAAUAACGCGACGAUCCGGGCUUUCCGGGAGCGAACCCAAUGCAUAAUUGACCAGUACUCGCGAUACAAAAUUGAUGAAGUGGGGCUCUACGUCAACGGGCGCAUGACCCAAGGCGAGAACAUCGCCGACAACGGCGGACUGAAGCAGUCAUUCCGGGCGUACCGUAAAUGGGUGUCCCAGCACGGGGAAGAGCCGGACUUGCCCGGUUUGAACCUAACCCAUGACCAGCUGUUUUUCCUCAACUACGCCCAGAUCUGGUGCGGGUCUAUGCGGCCAGAGGAUGCACUGACCAAAGUCCGCUCCAGCGUGCACUCGCCCGGACCCAUCCGGGUGUUGGGUCCUCUCUCCAACUCGUGGGAUUUCGCCAAAGCUUACGAUUGCCCGCUCGGAUCGCCGAUGAACCCGACUAAUAAAUGUAGCGUUUGGUAAAAUGGGACUUUCACGCGCUCUAUGUCAAGUGUCUCGUUGUAUUUGCAAAAAUUUAACACUUUCAUCUAUAUUAUCGCCGGGCCUUUGUAGCGGGGCCCACACCUAACUUGUGCAAUGUAAAUAUUAUUGUUUUAUAUAAAACUGUACGCAAUUUUACAUGUAAUAAACCUACUUUUCCUAUUCUAAACAUGGUCUGUACUAAUAUACAAAGUAUGUAUUUUCACAUUAUUACUGGGUGUACUGUUUAUUAUUAAAUAUAAUUUUUAAGAUA
Molecule: messenger RNA, 3028 nt
Organism: Tribolium castaneum (red flour beetle)
Lineage: Eukaryota; Metazoa; Arthropoda; Insecta; Coleoptera; Tenebrionidae
Gene: Nep1
Product: Neprilysin 1
Exons: 13
Coding region: 397-2757 (786 amino acids)
Biological process (GO): protein processing
Cellular component (GO): plasma membrane
Molecular function (GO): metalloendopeptidase activity
Source: RefSeq, a predicted model, not a curated record